Molecule: messenger RNA, 423 nt
Organism: Laccaria bicolor S238N-H82
Lineage: Eukaryota; Fungi; Basidiomycota; Agaricomycetes; Agaricales; Hydnangiaceae
Exons: 1
Source: RefSeq, a predicted model, not a curated record
CUAGAGGAUCCCCUCUUUGAAAACUUCAGAGACAAAUACGAGGACGAUAAUUUCCAACCCCGGGUACAUGCCGAGCUCAUCCUUCUUGAGCGUUUCUACGUGCACGCAUAUCAGUUCGUCGACGGAGACAGGUAUAUUGGCUGCAGCAAGCCAGCGUGCUACUGCUGCUAUUUGUAUAUCUGCGCACAUCCAGGGGGGUUUAUCAAGCCGCCCAGUCACAGCAAGAAUUAUACCAACUGGAGUCCGCCUGAGAUUGAUCCAGUGGGCUCAGUCGACCCAGUGAAACACCGACGUGACAUCUUGAAUAGUAUGUGCAAAGAAAUACGUGAAGAUGUGUUGAGGCAGAUCCAGGAACAACGGCCACAACGUGGUGCGCACCACGAUUCGACGACGGGAAUUACAUACCAGGAUUGGGUACAGUAA